Messenger RNA from Chrysemys picta bellii (western painted turtle), 5254 nucleotides. RefSeq names its product zinc finger protein 345-like. Lineage: Eukaryota; Metazoa; Chordata; Testudines; Emydidae. Gene Ontology annotation, molecular function: DNA-binding transcription activator activity, RNA polymerase II-specific; RNA polymerase II cis-regulatory region sequence-specific DNA binding. Gene Ontology annotation, cellular component: nucleus. Gene Ontology annotation, biological process: regulation of transcription by RNA polymerase II. The record is from RefSeq and is a predicted model, not a curated record.
CGUCCGACAUCAGCUCCACUGAACCGGAAGCUCCAGGUAAUUGAGAGCGAGCGAACUCGGGGAAAGUGCUGGGGAUGGGCAGGAAAGUGACUCGGGAAAGGGCUGCUUUUUACCGCCCCGGAGUCCCAGCACUGCUGCUGCUGCCCGCCCGGACACACCCCGGCUCUGUCCGCUCUUAGCGCCUGUACCAGCCCAACCUGCUCCGGGCAGAGCCAACGCGCCCCCGCGACCAAUGCAACAAUAAGCCAGUCUCCCCAGCCAGAGGAAGGAAGAGGGGGACCGGUUACCGUUGAGGAGGCAGCUGUGUAUUCCACCGAGGGGCAGUGAGUGAGCGAAUCUGGAUCCCACGGACGAGAUGCAGGAGAACUAUGAGAAUGUGAUCUCAUUGGCGGAGGAGAUUGCGAUCAGCUGGCCCCGGAUAACCGCGUUUGCCGAGUCGCACAGGAGGAGAGGAUUGGUCUCUGUUUCCUUUCCUAGACCCAGGGAGUUACUGGAUUCUCUCGUUGUUCCAGCAGAUGAUGGGAUGGUGAGUGAGAAUGAGGAGGAGGAUGCUCAGCAGGGAGGCCUUGAGAAGGUGGAUGCCCAAGGGACGAUGCCGGGCAAGUCCAAGGGGAGCGCUCCCCAGAGCGCUGAUGUGGGGAAGGCCAGCGAGGGCCCGCAGAAAGUAGAAGGACAGCCAAGGAAGCCCUCAGGCAAGAGGCAGGGCAAAUCCGCUCACCGUGGUUUCAAGAAGUUCCACCAGCGGAGCCUGCUGGGGCACAGCCGGUGCCAUGACUGCGGCAAGAGCCUGGGCUUCGGCUCGGGCUUCAACAAGCGCCCACGGCUGCGCAGCGCCGAGAAGCCCUACAAGUGCAACGAGUGCGGCAAGUGCUUCCGGCUCAGCUCCACUCUCAUCACCCACCAGCGUCGCCAUGCCAGCGAGAAGCCCUACAAGUGUGCCGACUGCGGCAAGAGCUUCAGUGUGGGCUCGGCCUUCAUCCAGCACCAGCGGGUCCACACUGGCGGCGUCAAGCCCUGCCAGUGCAACGUCUGCGGCAAAAGCUUCAGUGCCAGCACCAGCCUGGUCAAGCACCAGAAGCUGCACCUGGAAGAGAAGCCUUACAAGUGCGAUGAGUGUGGCAAGGGCUUUAACUGGAACUCGCACUUGGAGCGCCACCGGCGCAUCCACACCGGCGAGAAGCCCUACACCUGCCCCGAAUGUGGGAAGAGCUUCAGCUGGAGCUCCCACCUGGACCGCCACCGCCGCACCCACUUGGGCGGGGAGAAGGCCUGCAAGUGCACUGACUGCGGUCGCUGCGUUGGCCCCAAUGGCACCAAGCCCCAGCGCGGAGCAGGAGGAGGAGCUGCCGCCGCCGCCGAGAAGCCCUACCAGUGCCCCGAAUGUGGCAAGGGCUUCAACAAGAGUGCCACAUUGGCCAAGCACCGGCGUUCCCACACGGGCGACAAGCCCUACAAGUGCGAGGAGUGUGGCAAGAGCUUCGGGCUGAGCGCCUCCCUGCUGCAGCACCAGCGGAGCCACGCGGCUGGCAAGCCCUACCAGUGCGGCGACUGCGGCAAGAGCUUCGCCUGGAGUUCCCACCUGGACCGGCACCGGCGCAUCCACAUGGGCGAGAAGCCCUACCGCUGCGGGGACUGCGGCAAGAGCUUCUCGCAGAGCUCCCACCUGGAGCGGCACCAGCGGGUGCACCUGGGCUCAGAGCAGCCCUGCCAGUGCACUGACUGCGGGAAGAGCUUCCUGGCCAGCGCCAAGCGGCGCCGUGUGCUGAGCGGAGAGCGUCCCUGCAAGUGCACUGACUGCGGGAAGAGCUUCCUGUGGGGCUCCCGCGCCAGGCCUUCCCCCGUGGCGGAGAGGACCCACAAAUGCACGGAAUGCGGGAAGAGCUUCACCUACCGGGCAGAGAACGUCAAGCACCAGGGCACGCAGACGGGCGAGAAGCCCUACACCUGCCCUGAGUGCGGCAAGAGCUUUGGGCAGAACUCGGCCCUGGUGAAGCACCGGCGCAUGCACACCGGCGAGAAGCCCUACAAGUGCGGGGACUGCGGGAAGAGCUUCAGCGUCCGCUCCAACCUCAUCAAGCACCAGCGCACCCACCUGGGCGAGAAGCCCUACAAGUGCCCUGACUGCGGCAAAGGCUUCAUCCAGAAGUCGGACCUGACCAAGCACCGGCGCAUGCACACUGGGGAGAAGCCCUACAAGUGCAACGUCUGCGGGAAGUGCUUCAGUGUCAGCUCCAACCUCAUCAAGCACCAGCGUAUCCAUCUGGGUGAGAAGCCCUACCAGUGCUCCGAGUGUGGCAAGAGCUUCAUCCAGCGCUCGGAACUCACCAUCCACCAGCGCGUGCACACCGGCGAGAAGCCCUACAAGUGCCCUGAGUGUGGGAAGUGCUUCAGCCGCAGCUCCCACCUUAACCGGCACCAGCGCACCCACACUGGCGACAAGCCCUCGCUGCUCUCCGCCACCAAGAACUCCGCUGCUGCCACCGCUAGCAACCCCCUGCAGGCCUCCUCCGCCUUCUCCUCUGCCUCCUUCUCCUCCCCGCUGGGCACCUCCUCCGCCCCCCUCCCCACUCUACCCUCUUUCCCUUCCUCACCCUCACCCAUCUCCAUCCCCGCCCUCUCCAACAACCCGCUGGAUCUGCCCUGGGCCCUGUCCUUCCCAUCCCGUGCCUUCCCCCACCCUUCCUUCCCCUCGCCUGCUCCGUCCGGGGCCCCGGCCUCAUCACUGAUAAACUAACCGCCCCCCACAGCCUCUCUGUUCCCCCUCGCUCCCCCUAAUUCUCACCUGCCUCCCUCUUCACCACCUCCAUAUCUUCCCCCCUCUGCCUUGCCUUUUGCCACCCCUUUCACUCUCCCUGCUCCCAAGACUGUGCAGUUGGCUUCUCCUGCUCUUUCCUCCUUCCCUAUUCCUUCUCCUCCUCCAAAAUUCACACCAUCCACCUCUUCUUCUUCUCUCCCCUCUCCUUUCCCUUCACACGUCUGGCUCCUCCCACUUCCCCUCCCUUCUCGGUGCCUCCAGCUUCCGUGCUGGUGUCCCAUCUAACACAACUGCAACUUGCUUCCUGUCCCCAACGUGCUCAUCUGACUUGCAGUGCUGGAUCAGUUUCCUUGACUCUCUCUUGACCUGCUCCUCACCGCACCCAGUUCCAUUUCUGGCCCCUCUUGGACUCUGAGUUCUUAUUCCUCAGUAAUCAAGUCACCUCUUUCUAUACAGCCCUCUUCCCGCAUACCACCUGCCCAGCUUGAUGUUCCUCCCAUGAUCUCCCUUCUGUGCCUUCCUUGAUGUUCUCAGCCCCUUCCUCAUCUCACUACAAAUUCACACCGAGAAGUGUGAGAUUCAUUAUUUACAAUCCAUUAGCCAUGGAAUCCCUCGCACCUCCAUCCUUUCUUGUCUAUAUCACCAUGCCCUGGCUUAUGCUUCUAUUCCAACUUCCUUGCUAUAGGGGGUCUCUGGAGAAUAUCCUAUGAUGAUGCAUAUUUCCUCCACUGAAGGUUAAUACUCAUUCUGUUCUACCAUCUUCCUUGUCUAACUCUGCCCAUCACCCAUCCCUCGAUCUAGGUACCAUACAGUGCUUAUUUCUCCCUGAUUAUAGCCUAGAGCUAGAUGAACAACAGGGAAAGUGAUUUGUGAAUAUGUUCGUGUUCAAAUGGGAUAAGUCUAUUUUGUUCCCCUUUGUGGGAUCAUAUUAUUUUGUUACUGUUAUUCACAAGUAGAGCUGUUCUAGUUUUUUUUUUUUUUAAGAAAAUAUUUUUUGACAAAACAUGUCCUUUUUCAAAAAUGAACAGUUUUGCAAAAUCAUUUGGGUUUUUGUUUUUUUCAAAUUUUUCAAUUUUGUUUUUUACAGAAAUGUUGCAAAUAUUUUAGCCUCUUGUUCUUUGAGGUGAGGUGUUUUGUUUUUUUUUCACUUUUUCAUGUCAUUUUAGGUUUCCAUUUUGUUUUAUUUCCAUUGCCAAUUUUGAUUGGUGGGCUUAGUAAAAUGCUGGUAAUUAUUCAAAAUCAAAACAAAUCUUUCAUUGUCAAAAUUUUUUCAUUUCAGAUUCAAACAUUCCAUUUGCUAAAAUUAAGAUUUUCAAAAAUGAAGACUAAUCUAUGAAAAAAUUCUGAAAAUUUAGAAAAAAUGAAAAUUCAAUACCAAUUAUUAAAAACAAAGGAACAAAAAUACUUUUGAAAUGUUCACAGUUAAAGAAAAGUUUCAGACAGUUUUAUUAAUUGGAGUGCCUGCAACUUAUUUGUGAAAAUGUUCACAAAUCCAGAACUUUUCCACAAAUUUUCAUAUUCAUAUGUAUCUGGGGUAGCCGUGUUAGUCUGUAUCCACAAAAACAACAAGGAGGCUCCUUAAAGACUAACAGAUUUAUUUGGGCAUAAGCUUUCAUGGGAUGCAUCUAAAGAAGUGAGCUUUUUUACCCACAAAAGCUUAUGCCCAUAUUCAUAUGUGUUUGUUCGAAGAUAUGCACUGGAAAGUGUGAUAUCCCUGUUUACAAAAGUUUCACUCACCUAAUCAGGAAGCAGAAACAAUACCAAGUGAUUUAGGUGACCAAUGGCACAAAAGACACACAUAAAAGUAAUGUAUAGUCAAAUUAUGCCACUGGCAAACAAUCCAUACAAUAUAAAUUGUUCACGUAGGUUAUUCUGCUGAUAUUUACAAAUCAUUGGCGCUGGUGUUCAGCUAGUCUUUGUUGGGGUAAAUAAUGGAGCUGUAUCAGUUUAUGCCAGCUAAAGAACUGGCUCCAUAAAUCUAUUGUAGGAACCAGGAUUGGUUUGUAAACAACCCACUCACAGAAGAAAGCUAAAAUCAAAACAAAUAUUAUUCACAAUGAAAAAAUUCUGUCAGCUCCAUUGAAAGCCUCUUGACCUGCCUCUGCUUUCAGUCCUGAUCAAUAUUCCACCUGCCUUCUCCUCUCUCUCUCUCUCCAUCCAGAACUUUGCUAAGUACUUCAGACAAGGGAAAGAAAUCAAUGCCAUCUGGUAGUAGUCAUCUGCCCCUUGACUUUCUGUCCCCCACCCAUGCUGCCCCAACUCUCUUCUGAACCCCAGUUCAGUUUGCUCGUCCUUUGACCUGUCCCGAUCUCCUUUCAGCUCUUGAUUUCCUUUUCUCUAGUUCUCUCCUAUACUAAAAAGUUAGAUCAACCCAGCUACGUUGCUCAAGACUAUGAAAAAUCCACACCCCGGAGCGACGUAGUUAAGCCGACCUAACUCCCAGUGUAGACAGCACUAGGUUAAUGGAAGAAUUCUUCCAUUGACCUAGCUACCAUCUCU